AUGGUUGGACCAGGAAUGACGAACAUUGGGAAAAAUGCAAUCAUCCAAACUGAAAAUAGGCAACGCUUCUCAAGAGGAAAACGAAUCCAAGCCAACGCUGCGCCAAGCACUCAUGAGUUUCAUUUGCGAGAUGAAGAACUAAAUGGUGAUGCACAAGUAUCAUCGUCCGCAACUAGUCGACAGCCUAGGACUAAACGUCCAUUACCAGCAAAUUCUAAUGUGAAUGACACUCAAAAAGCUAGAGACUUGGUCGCCACUAGGAAUGAGGAGGAAAUUGUUCAACCUCCUACUAAGGUUACACGCAUAACUAAAGCUCCUCUGGCAAAGAGAGGAAUUACAAGGAAUAUCCGACUAGCUAACAAAAGGAAUGCGAAUGAACCUGUUAUAGUGGAAUUUGAUGAAUCGUCCAAGCGUAUAGUUGGUCCAGGAUCACAAGACUUCAUUCAAGAACUGGGUUGCAUUGUUCGUAAAAUGGCAGAUUUCACUUUAAAGAAUUUCCAGUCUCAAAAAGAGACUUUGGUUGACGACAUUAUUAAGAAUGCAUCGAUGAAUGUUCCGGAAGGAAUGAAUGCAGUGGAUUGGGCAGUUCUUUGUGAAAUUUUUGAUGGUGAUGAUUUCAAGAAAAUCUCUACACGGAAUGCAAAAAAUAGAGCCCUUUUAGAAGUUCCACCUGCCACUGGAACCAAAUCUCUUGCAAGAUACAUUGAAGAAAAGAAACAGCUGGAAAACAGGAAAGUCACUUAUAUUAAAGCUUAUAAGGUGGGCCAUUACUCAAACAUAAAAGGCGCGAUGGUUAAUGAGAAAGCGAGUGAAACUCUGGCUCAAUUAGAAAGUCUAAAAGAAACUACAGACAUGGAUGAUAUCGAUGUCUGCCUUGAAGUCGUUAAGGGUUUACCUGGACAUGCACGUGGACGAUCCGCACCAAAGAAACAAGUUUUAGCAAUUGAAAGAAGUCGUGAUGAGAUCGAAAAGGCCAAUAAAAGAGCCGAGGAAGCAGAAAAAGAGAAACAACUUUUGGCUGCACAAGUUGCUAUUAAUGCAGAAGAGUAUAAGAAAUUGGAAGAGCGUCAAAAGCAAUCUGAUGAUAAGUUAGAAGAAAUGAAUCGCAAACUUCAACUUCUUCUUCAAGGCCAAUCUCCAAAUAAUGUAAGUGUGUGA
Oldenlandia corymbosa var. corymbosa is the source of this 1158-nucleotide messenger RNA. NCBI's taxonomy places the organism in Eukaryota, Viridiplantae, Streptophyta, Magnoliopsida, Gentianales, Rubiaceae. The record is from the annotation of a GenBank genome assembly.